This is a messenger RNA of Loa loa (African eye worm), 360 nucleotides long. RefSeq lists its product as hypothetical. Bases 1 to 360 code for a protein of 119 amino acids. The record is from RefSeq and is a predicted model, not a curated record. The transcript has a single exon. Lineage: Eukaryota; Metazoa; Nematoda; Chromadorea; Rhabditida; Onchocercidae.
AUGGAUCAGAUAGAAGAUGACGAUUGGUGGCAAAUUAAUAAAAGUGACUUUGUCAAGGAUGACUGUCUCUUUUCAUCAUUUCCCUCUUUAGACUUACAUUAUGCUAAUUGCUAUAACAAUUGGAAUAGAAAUGGCGAUGCUUAUCAUGAAGUUCAUUGUUUACCACAAUCUAGUACGAAUGAAGCAAUAACAACAACAAUAACAAAUCAAUAUGGAAAUAUUAUCAAUGAUAAUGAGAUGAUAAGUUUGAAUAGCAUAAAUAUGCCAUUGGAAGCAAUGGAGGAGGAGCAGAAUUUAGCUUCCAAUCAUUUUGAUGGUAAAAUUGAUCUAAACAACAGUUAUCCAAAUGGUAUGCUUUAA